AUGGCGAUUGACCCUAAGGACCCAGACGGCGACUCUACCAUGACCUCUUCCGUCGAUUCCAUCCGGCCCGACGACGGCGCUAGAGCCGGCGCUCGCACUCCAACUGGCACCGCCCAAGCUUCCUCGGCCGGCGUUGACGUAUCGGAGCUUUCCCCUCCUGGCUCUCAGACAAAGCAAGAAGCUGGAGUCUCUGCUGGUGGCAUUGGGGCUGCGCUGGAACAGCGCGGAGGAGAGUCUGCGGAGAAAACGGUUGACUCAAAUAUCGCGGCGUGGAAGAGCAAGCGUGCUCAAGAGGAAUAUCAGCGUGCUAUGGAGUAUGUCAUUGAUAAAGAUUUCACGCUAGAUGAAUUCGGGGAUCCUUUUGAUGAACGUGACUUAGCAGAGAAGUUGCUAUGA
Molecule: messenger RNA, 396 nt
Organism: Penicillium roqueforti
Lineage: Eukaryota; Fungi; Ascomycota; Eurotiomycetes; Eurotiales; Aspergillaceae
Exons: 3
Coding region: 1-396 (131 amino acids)
Source: RefSeq, a predicted model, not a curated record